Messenger RNA from Lucilia sericata (common green bottle fly), 4210 nucleotides. Its product is annotated as solute carrier family 12 member 9. Gene Ontology annotation, biological process: potassium ion import across plasma membrane; cell volume homeostasis; potassium ion homeostasis. NCBI's taxonomy places the organism in Eukaryota, Metazoa, Arthropoda, Insecta, Diptera, Calliphoridae. Gene Ontology annotation, molecular function: potassium:chloride symporter activity. The coding region runs from base 638 to 3484 and encodes 948 amino acids. The transcript is spliced from 9 exons. The record is from RefSeq and is a predicted model, not a curated record. Gene Ontology annotation, cellular component: membrane.
ACAAAUUGCAAAUUUCUUUAGUUUCUUAUUGGAGAUCGUUUGUGGAGUGUAUUUUUGUAUUUACUUUGAAUUUGUUGGUGUUUACAGUACUCACACGAAAACCCCUUUUAACGGAUGACGCAUUUGUGAACAAAAAGUAAAAAUUGUAUAUUGUGAAAACAUAAUACGAAAAAAAACAAUACACUAUUAAUUUUUGUGUGAAAAUUAGAACAUUAACUAUUGUGCUACUAGUGGAAAACCUAGAUUAAAACAGACGACGAGAUGUUUUUACCGAAUAUAAUUAUUUAAACUUUCUCUUCGGUUUAAGUUAAAUUACAUGCUGAAUUACAUUUUAACUCGUUGAAUAUAAAAAAAGUAAAAAACAAUAAAAAAACUGAACUGUCUACAUUAUUGUUUAAGCAUCUUCAUUUGGUAUUUAAAAAUCAGUGUUGUCGUCAUCCAUAUAAUCAACAUACAAUUUAAUAUUUAUUGUUAUUUGUGGGCGUCUUGAGCUUUUUUUUUUAGCAACAAUAACUACAAAGUGAACGGAUUUUAACUACAUUGAACUAGUUACAAAUAAAACAAAAAACAAAGAAGAUAAACUAACACAGCUGUUUGGUGGUUUAAGUCCUAUCAGGCAGCCACAACCAGCCAUACAAUGAAUUCUCAGACCAGUAUUAAUGGUGACCCGGAAACAGCACCCAUAGCUGCUCAACGUUCCGGCGGAGCCUCCUCUAUGAUGCGUUCUUUUGGUACUCUCUUCGGUACGUCUAACGGUGGUCCUAGACGAACAAGUUCACAAAAUGGUGUUGAUGGUUAUGUAGAAUUCGGUAUGCAGGAUCCAGAAAGUAGCGGUCGUACACUGGGCACUUUUGCUGGUGUAUUCAGUCCCGUAGCUUUGUCCAUGUUUAGUGCUUUGGUAUUUAUACGUGUUGGCUUUAUUGUUGGUAAUGCUGGUUUAUAUGUUACCCUCUUACAAUUUGUUAUUGCCUAUGUAAUCUUAUUAUUUACUGUGGCAUCAGUAUGUGCAAUUUCUACUAAUGGUGCUGUUGAAGGAGGCGGCGUAUAUUUUAUGAUAAGUCGAACAUUGGGUCUGGAAUUUGGUGGUUCUAUUGGCACCCUAUUCUUUUUGGCCAAUGUUGUGGGCUGUGCCAUGGCUAUUUCCGGUUGUGUUGAAGGUAUUAUGAAUAAUUUUGGUCCCGGUGGUUAUUUUGCAUCCGCUGAAGGACUUCUACCGGAUGGUACUUGGUGGCGUUUUCUAUUUUGUACCGUAAUUAAUACACUAAUGCUGUUGGUGUGUCUAAUAGGCGCUUCAUUAUUUGCCAAAACUUCUGUAUUAAUUUUGGGUAUUGUCACGGUCUGUUUAUUGGCCACUUAUAUAAGUUUUUUGGCUGAGGGUCCCAACAAUGACAAGGUUCCUGUUCCUGAUGAGAAUACUGUAAUAAAUAAAACUAUUACACCCUUUUUGGAAUAUACUGGCUUAAGUGCCGAAACUUUAAAAAGUAAUUUAUACGAAAGUUAUGGUCCUGAUUAUACUUCCAAGGGAAAAAUGGUAGAUUUUGCUACCACAUUUGGUGUAUUGUUUGCUGGUGUUACCGGUAUUAUGGCCGGUGCAAAUAUGUCCGGUGAAUUGAAGAGUCCUUCGAAGAGUAUACCCUUGGGUACAUUAUCUGCUGUGGCAUUUACAUUUGUUGCAUAUGUCAUACUUUCAUUCUUAAUGGCAUUCACAACCCCACACGAAACAAUGAGAAAUAAUUAUCUUUUCCUAAUGUAUGUCAAUUUCUGGCCACCAUUUACUGCCAUUGGUAUUUUAACCGCCACCUUUUCUACCGGUUUAAGUAAUCUUAUUGGUUCGAGUCGCAUUUUGGAGGCUUUAUCGAAAGAUCAAGUAUUUGGUCCGCUGACAAAUUUUGUUAUUAAAGGCACCUGGAAGGGAAACCCUAUAGCGGCAGUUAUGACCAGUUGGGUUUUAGUGGAGUGUAUUUUAUUGAUUGGCUCCUUGAAUACAAUUGCCCAAAUCAAUUCGGUAUUAUUUAUGCUUUCGUAUUUGGCCACAAAUUUAGCCUGCUUGGGUAUUGAGUUGACAGGAGCACCUAAUUUCCGUCCGCUAUUUAAAUAUUUCACCUGGCAUACAUGUCUUUUUGGUUUGAUCGGCACCUUGGUUAUGAUGUUUGUAAUCAAUCCUAUUUAUGCCUCCUCAAGUAUUAUAUUGUGUUUAUUGCUGGUUAUUGCUUUACAUCUAUUCUCGCCAGCCACACAAUCAGCCCAAUGGGGCUCUAUAUCACAAGCUUUAAUGUUCCAUCAGGUACGCAAAUAUCUACUUAUGUUGGAUCCUCGUAAAGAUCAUGUUAAAUUUUGGCGUCCCCAAAUGCUUCUGCUGGUAUCCUCGCCUCGUUCGUGUUGUCCUUUGGUUGAUUUUGUUAAUGAUAUGAAAAAGAGUGGUCUGUAUAUAAUAGGUCAUGUUAAAAUUGGCAAUACUACCGAUUUGGAAGAUCCCACUUCAGAGGAAAACAAACAAUGGUUAUCAUUUGUCGAUCAUAUGCAUGUUAAGGCUUUUGCCGAAACAACAAUAGCUAAUUCGGUGCGUGAAGGUGUUCAACAUUUAAUACGUUUAUCUGGCAUAGGAGCCAUGAAACCAAAUACUAUUGUAUUGGGUUUCUAUGAUAAUGAAGCACCAAAAGAUUUCUUUGAAACCUCCACCUCACCCUAUAAAACUGAUGGUUUCACUUCAGGGGAAAUGCAAAAUUUCCCCAUACGACGUGAUGGCGAGGAGAAACAUAUUGAUGUUACCGAAUAUGUGGCCAUUAUCAGUGAUAUUUUGCGCAUGAAAAAGAAUUUAUGUUUAUGUCGUCAUUUCCAUCGUCUGGACAAACAUUUUAUAGCCAAAAGCAAACACGUUAAAUAUAUAGAUGUUUGGCCCAUCAAUGUUUUCAAUCCCAAAACCGAAGAUCCCUUCGAUGUUGUCUCCUUAUUUAUGAUGCAAUUGUCGGUUAUUAUGUUGGCAAAAUGGAGUCAUUUACGUUUACGUGUUUUCUUGUGUGAAACUAAUAAUACUUCGAAUACCACAACAUUUGAAACACAAGAUCCUAAUAUGCCUCAGAUUGAAAUUUUCUCUAAAAUGAAAUUAGAACAAAGUCUUAAAUCGUUAAGAAUAAAUGCUGAUAUUAUAGAGAUUCAAGAAUGGGCUCGUGAUACGGAAUUUACUCGUCACUCUCGUAUUCUCAAACAAUUUACACAACAUGCUGAAUCUGUUACAGAAGCGGUAACUGAAGAUAAUCUUAAUCGUUCAUUGUUGUAUAUGCAAAGAGCCAAUCAAAUUAUACGUGAACGUUCCGAUCAAACAGCCUUAUCAUUUAUAUAUCUAGCAGCACCACCACAAAUCAACACGCCCGACUUUGGGGAACGUAGUGUACGUUAUAUGGAAUUGUUAACUGAAUUAACAGCCGAAUUACCACCCACAAUUUUAGUACAUGGUGUAAGCACCGUAACUUCCACUACUCUUUAAGAGCAUACAUGACUACGACUACAAAACAAAUCUUUUAUAAAACAGCAACAUUAUUGUAAAAUAAACCACAUUUUAAGGAUUUAAAUUUGAGAACUUUAAAGUAUAAUUUGCACUGAAAUUAAUAAUUGUUUACAUACUUUUUAAGUUCGAAAAAAGUCCUAACAGAUGACACUGUUUUAUAAAAAAAAAACAACUUUUGAUUGGUAUUAAAUAAUCAGCAUUUUUGUGUUAUAAAUAAUUUAUGCAACAUUUUUAAGGUAAAACAAAUUAAAUAGAAAAAUUUAUUAAUUAAAAAUUAAACAUAUUUAAGUAGAUUUUUUUUUUUGGCAAUGUAUAAAAACAACAAGUUAUGAUUCAUUGAUUCGUUAUGCGCUGUGCUUAGAAGUUAUUUUUUAAAGGCUUUAAAUGUUUUAUUUUUUUACAAAUUGGUAAUAAUAUUUAUUAAUUUUGUAUGAAUGUUAUGCAUCUAUACUUGUUGUGUUUAUACAUUUUUUACUUUUACCAUUUACAUAUAUAGAGAACUGUUUUAAAUAAAAUGUAUAUUAUAUUUUUUAUAACUAAUACUUUUUGAGAAUACAUAUAAUAAAACUCAGUUUACAUACAUAUUUAUAGUAACUUUAUUGAUCAUAUCACAAUUGUAAACAAUUCCAAAAGAAACUUAAAAUGAACUAUUAUCGACCAAAACAAAAAGAAAUGUUUAACAUUUUGUAAAGAAAAAAAAAAAAC